Messenger RNA from Dentiscutata erythropus, 154 nucleotides. NCBI's taxonomy places the organism in Eukaryota, Fungi, Glomeromycota, Glomeromycetes, Diversisporales, Gigasporaceae. The record is from the annotation of a GenBank genome assembly.
AUGUGCAAAAAGUAUGGGCUUACCAAUUCUAGAAAACCAACCAAUUCGACGAAAGCUGGAAGUAUUCAUACAAAACCUCAAUUGGGAGUAAUCAUGGUUACACAACAUAGCCCAAUCUUGACCAACACACAGGAGCUCCGUAAAAGGAAAGAAG